AUGAUUUCAUCUUUGGCACCCCACAAUUACUCAGAAAUCCUAGGAGAUUUGGCACAUGAGAAAGGAUUGCAUUGUCAUUUAAAAAAAAGAUUAGUUGAAGUUCAACAUCAUAAAUUCAUCUUUGAAGAUGUUGAAACGAAAGAACAAUAUACCUCUGAUUAUGAUUUCUUGCAUAUUCUGCCACCUUAAAAACCAGCUGCAUUCAUUGCUGAAAGAGGAUUAGGUGAUUCAGAUGGGUAUGCACAUGUCCAUCCAAACACACUCCAACAUCUACGUUAUGCUAAAGUCUGGGCCUUGGGAGAUUGCUCCUCACUUCCAACAUUCAAAACUGCUGCUGUGAUGGCCCAAACUCCUAUUCUUAUUAAAACCUCAUCAGAACUUGGAAAUUAAAGUAGUAUUGAAAUUAAGAUACACUCAAGGUUAUAUACCUCUUGUCCUUUCUACGCUUCCAAUAAGAAAGUGAUGAUCGCUGAAUUCAAAUACAACAAACAAUUAGAUGAAAGAUCCCAGUCUUUUAAUUGUCAAACAGUAAAGCCAUGUAUUUAUUGAAGAAGCAUUUCUUCCCAUUUGCAUAUUGGCAUUUGAUGGUUAGAGGUCUUUGGGGAGGAUGAGAAGGAAUAAGAUUAUUCAAAGGAGUUUGAAUAGAUCCUCAUAUCGUUUAAAUAUAAUAUUAAGUUAA
Molecule: messenger RNA, 679 nt
Organism: Paramecium tetraurelia
Lineage: Eukaryota; Ciliophora; Oligohymenophorea; Peniculida; Parameciidae
Exons: 3
Cellular component (GO): mitochondrion
Molecular function (GO): FAD binding; sulfide:quinone oxidoreductase activity
Source: RefSeq, a predicted model, not a curated record